AUGGCAGAGCAGAAGACACAANAAGCCUCCGAUGUCAUUGUUGAAAUUAUCGACAAUGAACAAGACUUCGCAACAGCUUUCGCCAUUGCCUCCAAAUGCUUCGGCGAACAGACCAACGAUCUGUUCUGGAAGGCCAUGAACCCUGGCUGGGACACCCCUGAAGGAGCAGCUGCAGGAACAAAUCGCAUGAUUAAACGCUGGCAAUCAGUUACUGUCAACAAAGCCGGCAAGCCAAAUACAGUGCACCUGAAAGCGACUGUGCCUGAUCCGAAAACCCCGGGACAGCGUGUGAUGGCUGGCAUAGCCAUUUGGGCACAACACUCUAUGGUUGAUGGUAUGGGCGAUAGACCUUCGACUGAUAUUAGUACGACAAUGGACCUCAAUGAACUUUAUCCGGGCAAUGAAACAGAGCAGAGGUUCCUUCGACAAGGCUUCGCAUCUUUUGUCAGUCAACGUGUGAAGACGCUGGAAGAAAAGGCAAACACUUCAUCGCCUGCAACAUUCAGUCUGGAUCUAUGCGUUGUGGAUCCAGACUUCCAGAGAAGAGGAAUUGCUAACAAGCUGGUCGAAUGGGGGUUGCAAGAAGCUAAGAAUAGAGGUGGGCUGGAAUCGACAACUGAAGGCUCUGCUAUGGGACGAUUUGUGUAUCGAAACCUGGGCUUUAAGCCUGUGGACGAGGUCAAUUUUGUUAUGGACCCCGAGUUUCAAGAUCGCAAGCUGCCUUCGAACUUGUUUAUGCGUACUGGAUCGAGCAUAUAA
This is a messenger RNA of Aureobasidium musti, 759 nucleotides long. The record is from the annotation of a GenBank genome assembly. Lineage: Eukaryota; Fungi; Ascomycota; Dothideomycetes; Dothideales; Saccotheciaceae.